Molecule: messenger RNA, 444 nt
Organism: Mesocestoides corti
Lineage: Eukaryota; Metazoa; Platyhelminthes; Cestoda; Cyclophyllidea; Mesocestoididae
Source: the annotation of a GenBank genome assembly
ACGUACUCUGAGGAAUUGGAAAAACUAGCUGACAACUGGGCGUCGCGCUGUAGAUAUGAUUAUCCUGAUACGGAACCAGGAUACGAGAACACUGGAAUGUAUAAAAUUGUUUCAGUGGAUCGAAAACCCAGUUACGAGGAGAUGGGUCGGUUUGCACUGGAGGCAUCAAGCAAAUACAAUUUUCAUACAAACGAUGAUUGGAAUUAUAGGCUGAACACUGUUUUUUUGAGAAGUGACCAAGUUCGUGGUGGAAUGCCAUAUGAAUAUGGAGCGAUAUGCAGCAUGUGCCCUGCGAAUUUCAAAUGCCACCGCAAUCAGUGCACCAAAAUGCUGCCCCCUGCACCCCAGGACCAACUGAUACCAACCACCACUUCUGCUUCCACAACCACCAACGCCGUUGCCACUCUUCAAGCUGCGAUGCUUUCAAUUUCCUACUUCCUCUAA